Molecule: messenger RNA, 1161 nt
Organism: Polypterus senegalus (gray bichir)
Lineage: Eukaryota; Metazoa; Chordata; Cladistia; Polypteriformes; Polypteridae
Product: heat shock protein beta-11-like
Exons: 1
Coding region: 127-720 (197 amino acids)
Biological process (GO): response to heat; protein refolding
Molecular function (GO): protein folding chaperone
Source: RefSeq, a predicted model, not a curated record
CAGUCAAGAAAGAUGCCACUGCGACUAUAUAUAAGUGUCCAGCAGCAAAUCCUAGGUAGACUGACAACCCAAGACGCUGUGAUUCUCCAACAACCGUAAAGAAGAUAUCAGUACAGCCGAUUCGACAUGUGGACCUCUUCUCUCUUUCAGCCUUCAUUCAGCUCGCCCUUGACUAUCAGAGUUCCCGUCAGUGCGCUGUGGCCUCAAUCGCAGAGCAUCUGUACUCAGAUGGAGAACGAAAUGGCGAGGCAGAUGGACAACAUGAGGAGAAGUGGCGACCUGAUGAAUCAGCUCCAGCAUGUCUUACGGAGAGAGAUCGUUGAUACAGAGGCAGCUCCCAGAUCGGCUGCACGUAGAGCACCUUCGUGCAAGGUGGAGAAGGACGGACAGCACUUCUCUGCAACUCUGGAGGUGGAAGACUUCACUCCCGAGGAGCUGACAGUUAAACAGGUGGGAAGGAAAGUCCUGUUGAGCGGAAAAAAGGAAAAAAAAGAGGAAAGAGAAGAGGGAUUCUACAGCUACAGAUACCAGGAGUUUAGACGAGAGCUUGCGCUUCCAGAAGACGUGAACCCUGAGGAGCUGAGCUGCUCGCUAAACAACGGACAGCUGCGCAUCGAAGUCCCAAGGAUGGCACUGCCCAGUGUGCCCGAGAGAGUGGUGCCCAUUAAAAGUGACGUCUCGGGGCGCCUUAAGAAUGGAGAGGAGGAGAAGGAGGAGUGAGAAGUGGGAUAAGAGAAAUUAUUGAAUCUUGGAAUGGACGAGUUUUUCCAGUGGACAUUUCAUGAAAUGAUGCAGAAAGGUUUCUGUCAUUGCGUUUGUUUAAAAUGCUGGCUACUUAUGCAGUAAACUUUACAUUUCAUUUAUAUGUUUUUCCUAAAGCUGUUUUCUAUCAAAAAGGUCUUCCUCUGACCGUCGUAAAUGGUAUUGGAUAUGUGAUGGGUUGAAAAUGAAAGCAAAAGUGAACGUUAAAUAGAUAAAUAGAUGUUAUGUACAUAGUUUGAGAAGCGCAUUGCAAUAAAAUGUUGAUUUACUUUUUUUUUGUGGUUGCAUGUUUCAGAAUAAAUGUGUCCUCCAUUCUCUCAAUCUUUAAAAAUAGAUUGUUUUCGGUUAUCAAUUUCUUAAUUUCCUCACUUCAUUGCCUGUAAAGUUUCAAACUAAUUA